ACAACACAGAUGCAGGCUGGGAAAUGCCCUGCGAGAUCUUCAUUUGCUCCAGAAUUAAGCUGCUUUAGGCUUUUUAGAGCGACAUUUACACGUUGCGUGUUUUCACUGAGAGAGGGGGGGAGAGGGAAAAAAAAUGGUGGCCUGUAAACGAGGGGAGGUGUUAUUUAUCCUCAUUUGAAGUUGUGCAAGAGUUUUCUUUUUUUUUCCCGUACAGCUUUUUUUGAAAAACAUGCGUUGCUCUGCAGAUCAGCAAGACAGGGAGUAAGUGAGGGGAGUCAUGUGUGGGAAACUGCAGCAGGAAGGAGAGUGCAGCUGGGAAUUUUUUGCCUGGAGGGAAACAGACCGGAGCUCUGUGGCUGAAGAGGCAAAGAUAGAGAGGAAUGAGGAAAAGAGAGGGAAAUAGAGAAAUAGAAAAAGAGGGUAAAAUGUUGAAGAAAGGGAUGAUGGGAAGCAAAGGAUUUGGAGGAGGUUUGAUGAAGAUGAAGGCGGGGUGAAAGUGAGUGAGGAGGAGGCUGAAGGAUGACAGAGGGAAGGAACUCCUGUCUUUGCGUCUUCUUGGAAGAAGAGAAAUGUUGAGCAGCAGGUCUCUGGAAGCAGCCAAACUGUCAGUUACUGUUGCAGACACAUGCUCGCUCUCAGCGCUGCUCUUUUGCUGCCAAGGAAAGAGGAGGAGGAGGAGAAGAAGAAAAAGUGAGGCUGGAAGGAUCAGACAGAUAGAGGAGAGAAAGAAAGAAAGAAAGGGAUUUGGACCAACCUGUGACGGCGUCCAUCUGUCUACCUGAGUGUGAAGGCAACAAAUGAUGCCAUAGCAUCCAGGACAUAGCCAGGACCAUCUUUAUAUAUUUUUACUUUCUUUUUUUUUAAUAAUGAGGAGAGACCGUCUCUUCUUAGCCGCAACCCUCACUGCCAUCUUCUCUGCUGACCUCUACUUCAUCCUGCUGCCAAAGCUGCGGAGCGUGGGGCUCAAAUCGGAACACUUCUGCCCAUGUGGUCCCAAUAACUUUACCCUGCCCAUGCACGGGGGUCUGGCCACCCCUCAGCUCUCCAACUGGACGUCUGUGUCAUCGCCCCUAGAUGGUACAACAUCCGGACCAGAUGAUGGAGCUUCAAAAUUGGAGAGGCUGUUUUCUCACCCUCUGUACAACAUCGAAACUCCGGGGAUCGGGCCGGAGGAGCGGUUGCUGCUGGCGGAGCAGCUGAUGGAGUACUACAGGAGGAAGGUGUCCCGCUGGGAAAGACAUAUGAAGAUUUACAGCGAGGCUGCCGCAGUGUCCAACAUCACUUUGACUGAACAUCAGGUGACAUAUGAUCCCAAUGCCAGCUGGGUGAAGUUCCACCUGGGAAUCAACCGCUACGCGCUGUACUCGAGAGUCGACCCCGCCAUCCCAAAACUCCUCAAGGAGAUGCAGGGCAUGACAGUCGUCAGCGCAGAUUACACUCAAGAUGAGAAGGCCCUGAAAGGAGCAUGUGACUGCACCCAAGUUGUGAAGCCGAGUGGACAUCACCUGAAACUGGCUCUGAAGAUGCAAAACUUUGCUAAAGUCAUGUUCAAACCAAUGAGGCAGCAGAGGGACGAAGAAACGCCAGAGGACUUCUUCUACUUCGUGGAUUUCCAGAGACACAAUGCUGAGAUUGCUGCCUUCCACCUGGACAGGGUUCUGGACUUCAGGAGGGUCCCUCCUGUGUCUGGCAGGUUGGUGAAUGUCACAGGAGAAGUGCUCCAAGUCACCCACAACGAAGACCUCAGAGGGGUUUUCUUCAUCUCACCUGCAAACAACACUUGUUUCUUCGCCAAGUGCCUGUAUGUGUGCAAGACGGAGUAUGCUGUGUGUGGAGGCCCGGACCUGCUGGAGGGUUCCCUGUCUGCCUACCUGCCUGGUCUCAGCAUCGCCCCCCGCAUCUCCAUCCCCAACCCCUGGAUCCGCUCGUACACCUUCAGCGGACAAGAGGAGUGGGAGGUGAAUCCUUUCUUCUGUGACACCAUAAAGCAAACGUAUCCGUAUAACUCAGGCAACAGGCUCCUCAACAUCAUAGACAUGUCCAUCUUUGACUUCCUCAUAGGAAACAUGGACAGGCACCAUUAUGAGAUUUUUACCAAAUUUGGGGACGAAGGAUUCCUCCUCCACUUGGACAAUGCCAGAGGGUUUGGGAAACACUCUCAAGAUGAAAUGUCCAUCCUGGCUCCUCUGUCUCAGUGCUGCAUAAUAAAACGCUCCACUCUAAUGCGACUUCGGCUCCUGACCCAACGGGACUACAGGCUGAGCGAUGUGAUGAGGGAGUCCCUGGAGGGAGACCCCUUACAGCCCAUCCUGACGGAGCCUCACCUCUUAGCUUUGGACCGCAGGUUACAGAAGGUCCUUCGGGCGGUGCAGCGCUGCAUCCGGCGGCUGGGUGAGGACGAGGUGAUCACCAGAGACUUUGUGAAAUCCACAACGAGGCCUCAGAGCGUCACAGAAAUGAGAGAGGUCAGGUAACAGAGGAGGGAAAAGUCGCCGCUGCUCCUCGUAGCUGAUUUCUGAAAAAACUUCAGGAUGAAGCUCAUAUGGUUUCGAUUUAAGGAACAAGCCUAUAAAUGGAAGACGCUGUGAAAUGUUCAGAGGUGCCUGUAGAGACCGAAGGAAUCUCCUUGUGAAUGAUUUCAGGCUUUGAAUUCCUAUCCUAGAGGGGGGUAUCGUUUUAUUUCCUUUUGUUUCUCUCAUGGUCACAAAAUCCCCUAAGGGUGCAUUUUGUGACUGGCCUCAAUCUUUACAUGUUCACCUGCUACAUCAGGAUGGUUUAGGGAAAAUGAAUUCAAAAUAAGCCCUUUUAAAGGCUUUAUAUGUGAUUUUCUGAUCCAGCAGAUGUUGCCCUUGAGCACCAGCAUGAAACCAAAACAACUC
Labrus bergylta (ballan wrasse) is the source of this 2879-nucleotide messenger RNA. RefSeq names its product FAM20A golgi associated secretory pathway pseudokinase (gene fam20a). The record is from RefSeq and is a predicted model, not a curated record. Gene Ontology annotation, biological process: enamel mineralization. Gene Ontology annotation, molecular function: protein serine/threonine kinase activator activity. Gene Ontology annotation, cellular component: Golgi apparatus. NCBI's taxonomy places the organism in Eukaryota, Metazoa, Chordata, Actinopteri, Labriformes, Labridae.